This is a messenger RNA of Pollicipes pollicipes, 150 nucleotides long. RefSeq names its product pre-mRNA-splicing factor CWC22 homolog. The annotation marks the transcript as partial. The record is from RefSeq and is a predicted model, not a curated record. Lineage: Eukaryota; Metazoa; Arthropoda; Thecostraca; Pollicipedomorpha; Pollicipedidae. The transcript has 3 exons.
AAGAGAGAGAGAAGAGAGGAGAGAGGAGAGAGAAGAGAGAUAGAGAGAGAGCAGCGAGACAGAGCGAGAGACAAGAGAGACAGAAGACGAGAGACCGAGCAGAGACAGCGACAGAGAGCGACAAUGCGCAGAGGCGACGAGCCGCGCUGA